This is a messenger RNA of Drosophila miranda, 2850 nucleotides long. Its product is annotated as protein sine oculis. NCBI's taxonomy places the organism in Eukaryota, Metazoa, Arthropoda, Insecta, Diptera, Drosophilidae. Gene Ontology annotation, molecular function: RNA polymerase II cis-regulatory region sequence-specific DNA binding; DNA-binding transcription factor activity, RNA polymerase II-specific. The record is from RefSeq and is a predicted model, not a curated record. Gene Ontology annotation, cellular component: transcription regulator complex; nucleus. Gene Ontology annotation, biological process: regulation of transcription by RNA polymerase II.
CUGCUUCGCUGCGGUUCGUUCGCUCGUCGUACCGCUGCUCCACGUUUCACGUCGUCCACGUCGCUCGCGCAACUUCGAUCCGGAUACGGAUCCGGCGGCCUUUCGCUCGACUCGCGCAAAAAUAUCUGCGCCAAAUGUUCAAUGAAUGAAUUUAAAAAUGAAAUUAAAUGCAACAAAUUAACGCACACGAAACGACAACAAAAUAAAGAUAAAUUAAUCUAAUCAAUCUGCUGGCGGCCAUCUUUUUGCUGGCACUGUUUCAGUGUCGCACUUGCCGUGUGGUGAUAGUCGGGCACGGCAAUUAGUCCGAGUCCGGGUCCGAGUGACGGCCCAGUUCGAGGAAGGAACCGAAAGAGUUCCACGAGAAGAGAAAAUAAUUCGCAACACGUGUUGCGGUUGACACAGUGCGUAUGAAAGAUGUGCGGCCCUGCCCUGCACAAGUGAGCGGCAGUGCUGUGUCAGUGGCGCCGGUGGUGCUAGCAAAUGAGUUAAUACUUUUUUCUGUGUGAAAGUGUGUGUGUGUGAUAGUGCCUGGCACAUGGUCCCCCGGCGGAAAGUUGGAUGAAAAUAAAAAGCCAAGUUCCAAAACAUCACCUUUUGUUUGGAUACAUCGAAGCGGAAUCGGAAUCUGAUUUGGUAAUCAAACAACAAAAGCACAAAACUAAAGCAAAAGAGAAACACGGAUAUCAACCAUAAAUAAUCAAACUACAGCGCUCAAAUUACCAAAGAAUCUAAAAAAUCAUAGUCGGAUAAGCUAUCGUUAUCCCAGCUGGUCUGGCCUUGAACUUGUUCCCUUCGCAGUUAUUGCUAAUUGAACGCACAUAGAACGGACUCCCUGCUGCUGCCCCCACCACCCCCCAUCUUCCCGCCCCAUCCCCAGCUCCGAUUCCCGCCCAAAAUGCUUCAGCAUCCUGCCACAGAUUUCUACGAUCUGGCCGCGGCCAAUGCGGCCGCUGUCCUCACCGCCCGCCACACACCCCCCUACAGCCCCACAGGCCUGAGUGGCUCGGUGGCGCUCCUCAACAACAACAACAACAACAGCAGCACCGGCAACAGCAAUAACAACAACAAUAACAAUCUGGACAUCAUGACGCACAAUGGAGUGGUAGUGGGCGGCGGCGUAGGCACCGGUGGACUGCACCUAACGGGUGGCAGCAAUGGGGGAGUGACGGGAGGUGGUGCCUCCGGCGGAAGGGAGAACCUGCCGAGCUUCGGCUUCACCCAGGAGCAGGUGGCCUGCGUCUGCGAGGUCCUGCAGCAGGCCGGCAACAUCGAAAGACUAGGCCGCUUCCUCUGGUCGCUGCCACAAUGUGAUAAGCUGCAGCUGAACGAGUCCGUGCUGAAGGCCAAGGCGGUCGUUGCAUUCCAUCGCGGCCAGUACAAGGAGCUGUAUCGCCUGCUCGAGCAUCAUCACUUCUCGGCCCAAAAUCACGCCAAACUCCAGGCCCUGUGGUUGAAAGCGCAUUAUGUGGAAGCCGAAAAACUGCGCGGAAGACCCUUGGGUGCUGUUGGCAAAUAUCGGGUUCGUCGCAAAUUUCCAUUGCCCCGCACCAUCUGGGAUGGCGAGGAGACGAGCUACUGUUUUAAGGAGAAAUCCCGCUCCGUACUGAGAGACUGGUACUCGCACAAUCCAUAUCCAUCGCCCCGGGAGAAACGCGAUCUGGCCGAGGCCACCGGACUGACCACCACGCAGGUUUCCAAUUGGUUCAAGAAUCGACGACAAAGAGAUCGAGCCGCCGAGCAUAAAGACGGCUCCACGGACAAGCAACACUUGGACUCCUCCAGCGACUCGGAGAUGGAGGGCAGCAUGUUGCCCAGUCAAAGCGCACAACAGCAACAACAACAACAGCAGCAGCAGCAGCAGUCACCCAACAACAACGGCCUGCAUCAACAGCAACUGCAGCAUGCUGCCGCCGAACAGAGCCUGCAACAUCACCCCCAUCAGCAACACCAUCCCGCCGCCACCGGGCCCACAAGCGUUGUCAGCAAGACAGGUCACAGCGGGGCAGGUGGUGGCGGGGCGGGGCCGGUGUCGGGCGCCGCAACAGCAACACAAAUGCAAAUGCCACCCCUCUCCGCUGCCGUUGCCUACUCCCACCUGCAUAGUGUGAUGGGCGCCAUGCCCAUGACCAUGUACGACAUGGGGGAGUAUCAGCACUUAUGAUUCUAGUUGGAGGCGGCUGCUGCCGCUACCAGCGGGAGCGGAAGCGGAGGCGGGAAGGCAAGCGGAAACGAAAGCACGAGUCCGAGUGCCGCCGCCAACAGCAGCAAUGCCUACGGAUGGUCAAUGUCAGUGCCGUCGGCGCACUAUCAGCGCCAGCAGGAUCUGUCGGAAAGCUUUUACUUCUGAUUCGAUCCGAGCCGAUCCUCGAGCGGAGCUGGGCGGAACCUUAGCAAUAUUUAGAGAGCGCAUUGUCGUAGCAACAAAUUCUAUUUAAUCGUUAGACACAGCAACACUUUCUGCAUAAGCUAGCAUUUUUCUGCAACCAAUGGAAAGAGAGAGAUACGGAGAUAUACAGAAAGAGGGGGAGGGAUAGGGAUUAAAAAAGGCACCACGCUGCAGCACAAGCUUUUGGCAACCCAAAAAAACCUAGAGAGAAAACUUGGAAGAAAACUGCAUCGAUCUGUGUAAAUAGCUAGGCUAGGUUUUAGUUUUAGAGCGGUUGGAGACGGAGGCAGGUACAACCGAAAUGCAAAUCAAAUCGAAAUGUGCAAACAAUUAUACAUAUACGACUAUUAUAUAUUAUUAUAUACAUCUGUAUCUACGUAAUGCAUAAAUUAUACACUUUUAAUUGUAGCCUUUAGUAAUCAUAUUUUUGUUAACAAUAAAUUCUAUUAAAUUAUUUUAAA